UUACCUCAGGAGUAAUGGCGAAGAUCGAUCUGAUCAGCAACCGGCCGGGAUAACAAUGACGUAUCUUGUAGAGCGCUGGAAGAGCUGGUUCUCAGGUCCCGCCCACCACUACGUCAGCGGGUAACUAUCCAUUCAGCGGCGGCAGCGGGCCGGAGCGGGUUCUGAUAAGCCGCGAUCAAUUCAAAGGACGGCGGUUUGAGCCGUUUGCGUUCAAAAAAGGUAGCCGUGUUGAUUUUGUGAUGGCGUCCGGUCGUAGCAGUUGGAAUUACGACGCCCCAAGGCACUUCAAUUUCGGCAACCCGCAGGAAGACGAUGACCCCACGGCUGACUACUGGUUCGAUAAACAAAUGGAACAAAACAAAGCUACAGCAAUUACCAUGCCCGAAUCUGUACCAAUUGUACAAAAUUCAAAUUCCGGAGUGGAGCAAAAUGGAGUAGGAGCUAGCCCAGUGCUACACAGCCAAGACUCGAAAAUGUGUGAAGAUUCUUCUGAAACAGAACCACAACUUCAAGAGGUUUCAUCUACAAAAGUUGCAGCCAGUAAGCCACCAAAUAACUUGGCAGUGUCCCUGGAAGAAUGGAAAACCAAAGUAAACAAGACCACCGUGCCACCAAGAAGAUCGACACGCAGACCAUCUGAACAAUUGAGAAAACAGUUGGGCAGCAUAAGAGCCUCCAGGCGCUCUCAAGAUGUAAAUAUGACAGAACCUCCAGUUAACAAAAAAGCUCGCAUGGAUUCAAGUGGAAAUUGCUCCAAGAGCAGAGCUGGUAGUCUAAGUCAGAAUAAGGGCAAAUUGACAAUGCCUGGUACUCCUACAGUUCUCAGGAGGCAGCAACAUAUGGGUUCAAAGGGAAAAAGCACAGAAGAUUUGGAGAUGGAAAAAAUUGCUCAGUUUCAGAAGGAAAUGGCAGAGCAGAGGAAAUUAAAUGAAGAAUCGCUAAAGCUUGCCAUCUCUGGUGCAGGUCAGACUAAGAAAAAGAUGCAGAUCCCAGUCACAAGGCCAGUGGAUAUAAAGUUCCACACAGACAAGCGCAUAAAAGCGCAUGAAGGAGAAGUGUACAAGGAAGUGAAUUUUACCAGUGACUUGCGCAAAUAUCAGCAGCCUUCUAUGCGUGAGCACAAAGGUGUCACAGUAUCGAAGCCUUUCAAACUCUCUGGGAGCAAACGGAAGCACGUGGAAACGAAUAGUCAAGCAUACGUUUCUCUGGCGGAGCAGGUAGAAGCUUUCCAAUGUCGGACACCGUCACGGUAUCACCUUAGGAGCACCCAUUGUGUGGAUGAAGGUCCUUCUGGGGUGUCUGCAAAAGUGAAACUGACUAAACCUCACACUCCUUUAUUGACGACUAAGAGCCGAGCUCGACCAGCCACAUGUAAAAGUACAGCUGAAAUAGAAGCUGAAGAGCUAGAGAAAAUACAGUCGUACAAGUUCAAAGCCCAGGAAUUAAACACCAAAAUCCUAGAAGGUGGCCCAAUCCUACCAAAGAAGCCACAUGUUAAAGAACCAACAAAACCUAUUGGCUUUGAUCUGGAGAUAGAGAAGCGCAUCCGGGAAAGAGAAGAAAACAGGAAGCACGAAGAAGUGGAGGAUUAUACCUUCCACUCACGGCCCUGCCCUUCCAAGAUCCUAGAUGACGUUGUGGGAGUGCCAGAGAAAAAAACUCUACCCAUAACACUGCCCAAAUCUCCAGCUUUUACGCUGAAGAACCGUGUGAGAAUGUCCCUCAAGGAGGAGGAGAAGAAAGAAACACGUGUGAUUAAAGCAAAUCCCAUGCCACACUAUGCUGUCCCGUUCAAGCCAAAGUCCACUGGAGAAACUGUUAUAGCAGUUCAGCCUUUCUCAUUUGAGACCCGGGACAAAGAAAGAGAAGCAUUAAAACAGAAGAAAAUAGAGGAAAUGCGCAAGAAGGAGGCUGAGGUCCCUGUAUUUAAAGCACAGUUGCUUCCUGACUUUGAAUCUGCUCAUCUGCCUGAGAAGGUGGUGAAGCCCGUGACCAAAGUUGAACCAUUUCAUUUACGACUAGAUGAACGUGGUGCUAUCAAAGAACAAGAGUGGGCAGAGAUGAUGAAGGAAGAACUGAAAAAACAAAAAGAAGCAGCAUGUUUUAAAGCCAGACCCAACUCUGUUGUUUACCGUGAGCCAUUCCUGCCAAAGAAGGCAGACCAAUCAUUAACAGAAAGGCUUCCUUCCCUGGCUCCAGAGAAGUUUGAAUUAGCAACAGAGAAGCGUGCAAAAGAGCGCAUGGAAUUUGAAAUGCGCAAAGCACAAAAAGAAGCCUUCCGAGAGAAACGUGAGCAGGAAUGGAAGAAAGAGGCUGAAGAACACGAAAGAGAUGAAAUAGCUAGACUUCGGCAGGAGCUAGUACACAAAGCAAAUCCCAUCAGGCAGUACAAAAAAAUAGAAAUCAAGCCCAGUGAUCAACCACUAACAGUUCCUCACACUCCUCAGUUUUCUGAAAGAUUUAGGCUGUAAUGUACAUUAUUAACUCGGGGGUGGGGGCCGUAAUCCAUCUGUAAUAUUUCUAAUUUCACCCCAGGAUUACUAAAAUACUUAGUGCAAAGUCAUGUUGCCAAUAAAAUUAUUUUAUUGCUUUUGGUUA
Molecule: messenger RNA, 2598 nt
Organism: Hypanus sabinus (Atlantic stingray)
Lineage: Eukaryota; Metazoa; Chordata; Chondrichthyes; Myliobatiformes; Dasyatidae
Gene: tpx2
Product: TPX2 microtubule nucleation factor
Exons: 16
Coding region: 240-2471 (743 amino acids)
Biological process (GO): activation of protein kinase activity; regulation of mitotic spindle organization
Cellular component (GO): spindle; microtubule
Source: RefSeq, a predicted model, not a curated record